This is a messenger RNA of Anopheles cruzii, 1188 nucleotides long. Its product is annotated as nonsense-mediated mRNA decay factor SMG9. The coding region runs from base 1 to 1170 and encodes 389 amino acids. The record is from RefSeq and is a predicted model, not a curated record. Gene Ontology annotation, biological process: nuclear-transcribed mRNA catabolic process, nonsense-mediated decay. The transcript is spliced from 3 exons. Lineage: Eukaryota; Metazoa; Arthropoda; Insecta; Diptera; Culicidae.
AUGAACAGCAAGCAACAGCCGAAAAUUUUGAUUAAAACGCGAGAAAGUAAUGAUCCAUCAUCGUCCGGAUCGAAGCGAACGCCGACUAUCCUAAAGGCAACAGCACCGAGUAACGCCGCUCCCCAUGGACAGCAAACCCAAAAGAGUGGCACGAAGAUAGAAACCAAGCAGCAAACGAAAAAUGUACCUCCGACAGCAGCCCCGACGGAUCCGUACUGUUUUACUCCGAUGGAUCGUUCGGUGGUGCUACUAAAGAAUCACAACGCGCUCAACUAUCGUACGCUAGACUUUCUGCACGAUACUAAUCAAGAUUACGUGGUGGUUGGCGUAAUCGGAGGGCAAGGAGUCGGAAAAUCGACCGUCCUGAACAUGGUUAACCGAAACCUGUAUUCCAAAAAGUCCAAGGAAACCCCGGACAACGUGUUUCCCGUCCAUGAGAAGCUAACUAUUUUCGGAGAAAACGAAGUGCGGAUGUACAUUACGGAAGAUCGUCUUAUACUGCUGGACAGCACGGAGCCUCUCAUAAGUCACACACGAAAGGACUUUAUUCAACAUGAACAGGAAGAGCUUAAAAGAAUGAUGAUUCUUCUUCGGCUCUGUCACGUUAUUUUGAUUGUACAAGAGGAAUGGUACAAUAUUCGCCUCAUGCGUACCCUUAUGUGGGCCGAAAUGAUGAGUCAAUUCAACCCGUCAACCCAUCAAAGGAAACUUGUUUUCAUCAAAAACAAGGUUGUUCCACACUGCCAAGCAUCUGAAUGCCGAGCAAGAAUGUUGCGUUUGUAUAAGAACAUGUUCGAUGGCACGAAGAUCUUCUCCACUACACACCGGGGCAGAGACGCGGAUCACAGCAAAGGCAAUCCAGAAGUUCUAAACUUUGUUGAACUUCCCCUGCUAGAAAAAGGAGAUGUCGCCGCAGAGAUGAGUCAAAACCUCAAGGAUAGGUUACUUUACUUGCGCAACCUUGUGUACGGCGGCCGACCGGCGAUUAUGGCCAACAACUGUUCCGAAAAAGCUUGGGGGCAAGCGUUAGUAAAAUUGGUGGAUGGGCAGGAUGGAAAUUUGUUCAACGAUAGAUACGAAAAGCUGAAGGACAAAUACAAUCUGCACAAUCAUAUCAAAAUUAUGGACCAUCCGUACAGAGACGCGUCAGGAGGCCACCAUAUUGAAUAAUUGGUUUACGGGUAGUUA